CCGCGGUUGCAAUUGGGAGGGAGAGAUUUUUCCGCCAUUUCUGAAAAACGGUGCGGAGCCUGCAGCCUCUGCUGCGGAGCCGGUGGGAGUUGAAGCAGAGGUUGCGGGCGCUGCUGCAGAGCCGACGCUCGUUGGUGUGGGGCGCUGCUGUAGAUCCCGGCCGGAGUUGGUGCUGUUGAGCCGGCGGGAGUCGCAGAGCUUGCAGGGCGCUGCUGCUGUAGAACCGGCGGAGUAGCUGCACAGCUUGCAGGACGCUGCUGCUGUAGAACCGGCGGAGUAGUUGCAGAGCCGGCGGGUGCUGUUGCUGUAGAACCGGCGGAGUAGUUGCAGAGCCGGCGGAGUAGUUGCAGAGCCGGCGGGUGCUGUUGCUGCUGCGGGUCCGGGCCGCGCCGCUCGCGCUCCGGGUCCACGUGGGCUCAACAUUCUCGAACCUCCCGGGGAAUGGAGUUCCAAGCGUCUGAACCAAUGUCUCUGGGAUCACCGACGUCUCCUAAGCCUGGUGGAGGGGCCCAGUUUCUGCCUGGUUUCUUGAUGGGGGAUUUACCAGCUCCAGUCACUCCACAAGCACGUAACUAUGUUGGCAAUUUGGCCGGUAUAACGGAUGUACGAAUUCCAUUUGGAGGGGGCACACAUCCCCAACCAGUCGUCUCCAGCCCUAAAGAUAAGUGUGGUGGUGCACCACCGGUUCGUAGUCUCUAUGAUGACCUGGGAACGUCAAGAGCUGGACUUGCAUCCUUAAACUCACGGCAACUGGGGAAUAUUACAAGGUUACAAACUCCUGUGUCUGGAUGUAAUGCUUCGACACCUGGAUCAGGUGGUCAUGUAUUUAGUCCAACCACAAUUGGCCAUCACCGAAAGUCCACACUUUCACCAGCACAAGCAGAUCCUUUCUACACUCAAGGGGAGUCCCUCACUUCGGAUGAUCAUUUAGAUGAAACGUGGAUCACAGUUUUUGGGUUUCCUCCCGCCUCUGCUUCAUACAUCCUCCUCCAAUUUGCACAAUAUGGGAAUAUCUUAAAGCACGUGAUGUCAAACAAUGGGAAUUGGAUGCACGUUCAGUAUCAAUCGAAACUUCAGGCCAGGAAAGCAUUAAGUAAAGAUGGGAAAGUAUUUGGCGAGUCUAUCAUGAUUGGAGUGAAGCCAUGCAUCGAUAAAAGUGUUAUGGAGACAAAUGAUCGAAAUUACGGACCUGUUUUCUCUGUCUUCACUCCUCCUAUCAACACUGUGGGAACACCUGCCCCGUCGCCAAGCACACCCAGAAAUACUGCAAUCAGGCCUUUGGCCGCUGCAUACAAAGCAUCUAGCAGCGACUAUCAGGUAGUUUCAGACAGGCAGACCCCUCGUAAAGAUGAGACUCUUGUUUCCAAAGCCAUGGAGUACAUGUUUGGUUGGUAGUUCAGCUUUCCUCCAAUUAAAGAACCUGGAAAAUAGACUUUUUUCUUUCAAGGUUAAUGAUACGUGCUGAAACUCUAUUUUAAUGUGCAAUUACGGACACCAUUUAUUAACAGGGAAACCCACCGUACUAAUACAGUUUGGUUAGUUGUAUAACCACUGCUAUUGUUGGUACAAGGAUGUGCAUUUAUUCAGGUCUACUUUCUGACCAAGCACCCUGUAAAUAGUUUGCACUUUAGAGUUUAACAAUGCAUAAAUUUGCAAGAAGUCUGAUUAAAGAAAGGUUUGCCAGAUAAUAUGGAUUGUGUAUGAAUGUCCAAUUGUUGCCUUUUUAAUGUUUUGAUGCAUGUAUUUUCCUGGUAUGACAAUGUGUAUUUGGGGGUGGUGUUAAACUUUUCAGAUCAUGUACAUUAUUUCUUUGAAUUAACAUCUGUCCUAAAGUUCACCGAUUGUAAUUUUAUAAUCUGCAUUCUCAAGCAAAAAUAAAUUAUCUUUCUACAUGCAGAAAAAAUUCCAUGAACGUGAAUAACAAAUAUAGAAUUUGUCUUUUUUAUGUGGAACUGACAAUGUUACACAAAAUGAUCGGGAGGGUAAUCUAAUUUUUAUUUUACAAGUGAAUGCCAAAAAGUUCCAGAUUUUAAUUAUUGAGCUCAAUUACUGCAUAUUCCUAAGUAUUGAUAGUAUUUUUUGGUAUUCAUUGUUUUGUAAAUCUUUUUUAGAAAAUGUAUUUUUCAAAGUCAUAUUGUUGUAUGGCAUUCAACGUGAUUUGUGACCAGUUAAUAAAAUAUGUGGAGGAGAGUUUUCUGAUUGAGUAGAUUUUACAGAAUAGUGUAUAUUUAAAAUUGGUAAAUUCUGUAUAUUUAAAAAUCUUAAAGCAUUGCAAUCUGCAAUUGCAAGUUAAAAUUAAUAAAAAACUUGCGUAUAUAAAAUGUGGACACAGAAACAUUGACACUUUUCAAAUAAAAGUUGGAUGCUUUCAG
Molecule: messenger RNA, 2372 nt
Organism: Amblyraja radiata (thorny skate)
Lineage: Eukaryota; Metazoa; Chordata; Chondrichthyes; Rajiformes; Rajidae
Gene: nup35
Product: nucleoporin 35
Exons: 9
Coding region: 442-1395 (317 amino acids)
Biological process (GO): NLS-bearing protein import into nucleus; nuclear pore organization
Cellular component (GO): nuclear pore central transport channel; nuclear membrane; nuclear pore nuclear basket
Molecular function (GO): phospholipid binding; nucleic acid binding; structural constituent of nuclear pore
Source: RefSeq, a predicted model, not a curated record